This is a messenger RNA of Bursaphelenchus xylophilus (pine wood nematode), 4131 nucleotides long. NCBI's taxonomy places the organism in Eukaryota, Metazoa, Nematoda, Chromadorea, Rhabditida, Aphelenchoididae. The record is from the annotation of a GenBank genome assembly.
AUGGAGAAAUCGGGUAAAAAGAAGAACGACGACUAUGUGGUCGCCAGACUCACGGGAAAGACCACGGUCAGUCGGAAGAGCCGGAGGAGCCGAAUCUCGCGGAAGACCAAAACAUCGUAAGUUGCUGUCGGGAAAAUAAUGAAAAUCAAAAAAAUUUCUUUUUUUCAGUUUUUCACUUUUUUCCACCGAAAAAUCAAUUUUUCAAACUCAUAAAACCAAAAAAAACCUAUUUUUCUGCUCUGUUUUCCCACUUUUUCCACCAAAAAAGCAAAAAAAAAUAAUGAAUUUUUUCACUUUUUCAAUUUUUCCUCCAAAAAAUCAAUUUUUUAAACUCACCAAACCAAAAAAAACAAAAAAAAACUUUUUUUUUCAGUACCCACAAUGCGCACAAGACCAAGACUACGGCGCCGCGCCCCAACAAUUGGAAUGAAGGUAUCCCCCGGAAGACCCGUCUUCUGCCUCCAAUCAAGCCGGUCGUCCACCGUCCGAGGAACAUGAUUCUGUUGGUGCGGAGCGGCGAGUCGGUGCGGAAUGCGUUCCCGGACUUUGCGCGCGAUUGCUUCGUCCCGACCAACGAGCACAAGCUGCGCUACCACAUCAACAACAUCAACCUGCCGCUGUCGAUUCCGCGACGGCCCCACGAGGAGUUUGCGUUGGACCCGCCGUUGACCGAAAUGGGGCAUUUGUAAGUGCUGCUAUUCGCAUAAUAUUUUCAUAAAGUGCAUGGACAUUUUUGGAAAAAGUUCCUCAUUUUGGCCACAACAAAGGUACUCCGCGAACUGCGCCCAAGCUUGGGGACUAAAGUUAGGAAAAAAACGCUUUGACCUAGCUGGCACUGAAUUAUUGUAAUAGCUCUAUAGUUUUAAGGGUACCAACGAACGCUAUGACGACUCAUUUAGUUCCACGGAGUCAAUAAGUUUAGUUCCGGACAUGUUUCAUUGUAUAAAGUGUAAAAUCACAGGCUGCAGCCGUUUUUGAAGGGUAAGGUGGUACUGAAAAAAGAAGGUACCUCACUAACUAAAUCCACUGUCCGGGCAUUGACAACGAUGAAUUGAGCGUGCACGCUAAAUUUGGGCUAAUUGCGACCAGUUUCCGCAAAGUUAUAAGUUGUGGCCAAAAUAAGGAAGUUUUACCCAUUUUUUUGCUUUUGCAUAAUUUUCAUCAGAUUUUGACGAAAUUUGGCACAAACUUUGAUUAAUUUUUUUUCGCUUCCCGACUUUUCGGGUCAACGCAAUAUCGAUCGGUACGGAGCGUAGGGCGGGUGGAUGCCCAAAAAAGGUUGUAGUAGGUGCCUACGAAGCCUGGGGCCAAUGCGGAAAGUUUGCUGAAAGUUAGCUGAAAAUGGUAGGGCGCAGCUCGGAAAACAACGUUUUGCAGCUCGCCGGAGCUAAGUUUCAGCCUGGUUUCGAGCUGCGCCCACGACGCGAGCUGCGCCCGUUUAAGUUCUCCGAGCUGCGCCCUAUAAUCUUCAGCAAACUUUCAGAUAGCGCAUUGGCCCCUGGCAACGCCGUUGGAUGGUCGGCGGGCUCUCGGCGAAGGCUCGGCUGAGGCUCGGCGAAGACUUGCAAUAUGUCCACUUUUUCUAAUUUUAGCUAUUACCAACCCUAGUUUUCUUUACCCUGAGGGACAUAUGUGCCGAAAUGACCGAGAUUUUUGGUCGCGGUAAAAGUUCCUUAUUCUGGCCACAACUUACAACUUUGCGGAAACUGGUCGGAAUUAGCCCAAAUUUAGCGUGCACGCUCAAUUCAUCGUUGUCAAUGCCCGGACAGUGGAUUUAGUUAGUGAGGUACCUUCUUUUUUACGUACCACCUUACCCUUCAAAAACGGCAGCAGCCUGUGGUUUUACACUUUAUACGAUGAAACAUGUCCGGAACUAAACUUAUUACUUCUUUAUGGAACUAAAUGAGUCGUCAUAGUCUUCGUAGGUACCCUUAAAACUAUAGAGCUAUUACAGUAAUUCAGUGCCAGCUAGGUCGAAGCGUUUUUUCCUAACUUUCGUGUCAAAGUUGUGGCCAGAAUAAGGAACUUUUUCCUUGGUCGCAACUUGGCAUAAAUGUGUCAUUUUUUAAAAUUUUCCUCACUUUUUUAUCGACUCGUUUCUCACUCUUUUUUCAGCACCACCCAAGCCCUGGUCGAGUUGUUGGUGGAAAACAGGAUUCUCAUCCACAAAAUCUACAGCGCGCCCUCGUUUCGCUGCGUGGAGACGGCGGAUUUGCUGACCGAGGCGUUGCAUCCGUCAGCGAAUGAUGGGAAAGUCUGUGUGGAGCCGACAUUCGCGGAGUACGACCAUUUCCCGGAAAUUGUGAGGUUUUUUUUGAUGGAUUUGGAAAGAAAAUCCCAAAUUUGGGAAAAAGUUCCUUAUUCUGGCCACAACAAAGGUGUUCUUCGAACUGCGCCCAAGCUUGGGCACUAAAGUUAGGAAAAAAGGCUUCGACCUAGCUGGCACUGAAUUACUAUAAUAGCUCUAUAGCUUUAAGAGUACCUACGAAGGCUAUGACGACUCAUUAAGUUCUAUACGGAGGCAAUAAGUUUGGUUCCAGACAGGUCUUAUCGUAUAAAGUGUAAAACCGCAGGCUGCAGCCGUUUUUGAAGGGCAAGGUGGUGAGUAAAAAAUAAGGUACACUAACUAAAUCCACUGUCCGCGCAUUGACAACAAUGAAUUGAGCCUGCAUGCCAAAUUUGGGCUAGUUCUGUCCAGUUUCUGCAAAGUAGUAAGUUGUGGCCAGAAUAAGGAACUUCUACCCAAAUUUGUUUUUUGCUCGAACUUAUAAAAGUUGUUUUUUUGCCGUAAAAGAAACUUUAAAAAAAUCUACAUGCUUGCUAAAAUUUAAAAAAAAAUUGCAUAGCACCAGCCAAAUAUUUAUUUAUUUUUUCAUUUUUGCCCCUCUUAGUCCCUUUCCAUUUUAUUUUUAUUUUUUUUCCAUUUUCAGCCAGCUUUCAUGAAGCCGAAGGAGCUCUCCAUGUACGGGCUGAAGGUGGAUGAGUCCUACAAGCCGUUGGCCAAAAAAAUUAAGGAACGAAAGGAACACAGCAAGGACGUUCAUAUGCGUGUCAAGACUGUCAUGAACUGCCUGCACAAACGCGAGCCGAUCCGGAAUCCCAUUGCGAUUGUGGCGACGCCAACAAUCCUCCAGAAUAUUUGUGAGUUUGAUUUUUAUAAUAAGUGUUUCGCACUGUGCAAAAAUAAUUACAAUUUUUUUUUGGGUAAAUUUCCUGCAUACAGCGACGUACCUGAUCCAGUGGCAAAAAACGUACCAUUUUGCAUCCGGGAAGUAUCAAAAAAUGUGGCAAAACGCCUCCCUCUCCAAGUGAAAAAAGCUCCUUUUUGAAGGGCCUCACAAAAAGAACGGGCGCGCUUUUGAAAUCGGAGUUUUUUCCACUUGGAGAGGGAGGAAUUUUGCUACAGUUUUUGAUACCUCCCGGAUGCAAAAUGGCACGUUUUUGCCACUGGAUCAGGUCCCCACUGUAUUGACCACAACCCAAAAAAAUCAAAAGCCCUGAUAACUUGAAAGGAGAGCGAACUGCGGAGGACAUUUUAUACAAUGAAAGUUGGCUAGGCUCAACACGCUGAGCUCAGCUUAGGCUUACAGGGCAAGUGCUCCAAGUGCGACGCUCAGAUUUUGAUGAAACUUGGCACAAAUUUAGAAUAGGUUUCUCUACGACAUAUGCGAAAUCCUAGCUUGCGCUUUGCAAAAACGAGAUUUCGAGAUUUUUAGGUCGAAAAUUGGCAAAAAGAUGAUUUUUUUGCGAAUUUUUGCAUGUAAGGUUUCAUGCAUAUUUCUACCGUAGAGGGUAAUUUUACCACAGAAAAUCGUUUUUUCCGCCCGACAAGAACUGGCAAAGACUCGGCAAAGAUCAUGUUUUUAUCUCUUAUCGCGCUCUUCAUUUCGCGUAAUCUCUGUACCUCAUCAAAAAAAUUUUUCGUAAUUUUUUUUCUAAAAGUUCCAUUUUUCAGCCUCCUGCCUCCGCCGCGACAGGACUGGAAAGGACGUGCCGGUGGAUCGCCCCACUGCCAUCCGUAUGUCCCCACCAAGUAUGGUCCAAGUGCUGUGUUAUGAAGAGAGAAGAUGGAGACUCCGCGAGGAUUUGAUGCCCAAGUUUGACUACAAAUAUGGAUGCAACUGGAAGUAG